This is a messenger RNA of Vespula vulgaris, 2991 nucleotides long. Its product is annotated as copper homeostasis protein cutC homolog. Gene Ontology annotation, molecular function: copper ion binding. The transcript has 3 exons. NCBI's taxonomy places the organism in Eukaryota, Metazoa, Arthropoda, Insecta, Hymenoptera, Vespidae. The record is from RefSeq and is a predicted model, not a curated record. The coding region runs from base 601 to 1338 and encodes 245 amino acids.
CUUAUAUCUAAAAUAAUGCUUCUGAUGAUUUUCAAUUAUGACGUAGUCGUCUCUUGAUCAUUUUAGAAAUGAUUUUAAUUCUAAUUGAUACGAAUAUAACACUAAGAUUUCCUUUUAACAAGACGUUCGAUACACUCGAUAUUAAUAUAAUUAAUAUACAUCGAUAAUAUACAUACAUAUGUUUAAUAAAACAAAGAUGGCACGUUCUAUUCCCAUGUAAUCAAAGAAACGAGUAAACAGGGAUAAUUUUUUUUUUGUUUUGAUAGACUUCUUUCAUAUUUCUUUAAGCACGUCUUAUUUUAUUUAAAUAAAUUAACUACGUUUUAUGAAAAGUUAUUUCAUAUUACUUUCUAGUUUUACAUUAAUCGAAAAUAAUUCUUUCAAUUCUCACUGAUGGCGCUGUUUCACGUAGUUAACGAAAUACCCUACAGGUAGCGCCAUCGCCGCAACAAAUUUUCUCAUAGAUGGCGUUGUUUGAUGAUUAUUUCUCCAAUGUGCAGUUUUAAUUCUAACUCAUAAAGAUAGCGUUGAUGAAACGACGAAUAUAUUUGAUAUCAACAAGGUCUGCAGAAACGAAGAUUACUAACAGGAAACCUCAAGAUGGGAUUGGAGAUUUGCGUGGAUACAUUUGAGUCUGCAAAAAACGCGAUUAUAGGUGGUGCCAUGAGAUUAGAGUUAUGUUCAUCUUUAUCGGAAGGUGGUUUAACACCAUCAGUUGGUUUCGUUAAUAAAAUUCGGAACUUAACGAAUAUAGAAAUUUACGUUCUGUUACGCGUUAGAAGCGGAAAUUUCGUUUAUUCUCGUGAAGAAAUGGACAUCAUGUUAUUCGAUUUGAAAACAAUCAAGGAUUUAAAAUUAGCGAAUGGUUUUGUUUUCGGUGCUUUAACGGAAGACCAUGAAAUCAAUACAACUUAUUGCAAGCAAGUAAUAUCGCUAGCUAAACCACUUCCCGUUACGUUUCAUCGCGCUUUCGACGAAAUGCGACAGGAUCCUUUAGAAACCGUUCAUUUAUUGCAUUCCCUCGGUUUCCGUAGGAUUUUAUCAUCGGGACGACAGGAAACAGCUGAGAAAGGUAUCAGUCUCUUAAAAAGUAUGCAUGCAUUAAAAAAAAUAUUGAUAAUGCCAGGUGCCGGCAUUACUCCGGAUAAUAUAUUAAAUAUUAAAUUAAAGACUGAGAUCAAUGAAUUUCAUUGCUCGGCUAGGAAAAAGAAACAACUCGCUGCAAAUGAAAGGAAUCAUUUUAGGAUGGGUACCGUAUUAGAGAAAGAUUAUGUCAUGGUUACCGAUGUUAAUACGGUCAGAAAAAUGUGUGAAAUAAUUGAAAACGAUUAUGAGUAAACGAAUAAAUUUGCAUCUAAGCGACUCUUUGAAUACGAAUAAUUCCGUUCUUCGUUUCUAUAAAAUCUCUAAUAAAAUUAAAAAUAAAGAAAUAAUUAGCUCUUAAUUGCGUUUCAUACGACGUUAAUUAAACUGAUAAUAAAUAAAAAUAACCGAUCGAGAAACGAUUGGUUAUUGUUUUUUCGUUUCGUAGUUAGCUUAAGUGUUUUAUAAGAAAUUUGUUUUUGUCAUCCAAAGCGUGACAUACGAGUUAGAAAGAGUUAAUAGAUAAUUGACAUUAGAUUUGAUUGUUACUCUUAUUUACGUUCUGUUUGAAAAUAGAAUACGAUUGAUCACGCAUGUCGUGCUUUCUAGGAUAAGUGAAUUUUUUUAUUUUUCUUUUUUUUUUUUUAUUUGGAGGAGAGUGUUUCUACCAUAUCUUUUCUUUUUUUUUCUUAUGUCAUUUCUUUUUUUUUUAUGUAUAAAAAGAAACAAAAAAUUUUAAUACAAAUAGAAUAACUUGCGUCGUUGUAGAAUUUUAAUUUUAACAAUGAAUGAAUGAAUGUUCGAUUUUUGAAAAUAAAACAAAAUUGUGCAUGCUGCUGUAGAGUGAUUUGAAUUUUUAUAUUAAGAUUAAUUUGUCAAUCCGAUUUAGAAACGAUGAUGUUAUAAUUUUGUAUUAAAAAAAAAUAUCUAUAUCUUUGUAUUUUUAUAAAUACUAUUUGUUUGUAUAAUUUUCUUGUCCACUAUUAUAAAAUCUCAUGAUUAUCAAUUGUCAAGAUGACGUAAUGAUGAAUAAUAAAAAUACAUAAUACCGAUCAUUAAGUUUCAUUAAAACUAACAACGUCUAUAAGUAUGGUAUUUUUACGAAGAUAACGAGUCAUUAUUGAUUAUGUAUAACUUACUAUCAAAUUAAAUUUAAUAAUUCGUUAUAGUAAAAUAUGAAUUGAAAUGAUCCAUUGAUUUGAUAACAAAAGAAAUAUAUAUAAUCUAAAAAUUCAAAUAUCGUCAAAAAGAUUUUACAAUUUUAAUAAUUAAUUAAUAAAGAUAAUUUAUAACAUACCAUCGAUUUAUUAUAAAACGAAAAAAAUAUCUUUCAAAAUCUAAACGUUGAAAAAUUCUAUUUAACAAUUUUGCAGAUAAAAUAUCAGUUUUCUAAAAAUUUUUACGAAACGAUGAUAAGAUUUCUAUUUAAAUUCGAAGAACUCAAUUAAAUUAAUGAUUAAUACAAUGAACAAUUAAAUAAUUAAUUCAUGAUUAAUCUCGUUCGUUUUACGAAUGUUUUCUUAGAAAUUUAAAGAAAUAAAUAAUUUUCAAAAGCUAAAGAUCAUAAAGAAACAAAAAACUUUAAGUUCUCAACGAUGUGAUAAUUAAUUAAUUUUGUUUGGAACAAUGUGUGGUUCGUUAUUUUGGUUUUUCUUUCUUUCUUUCUUUCUUUUUUCCCUCUAUCUUAUUAUUAAUAAUUAUUUCUAUUCGAUAUAGCUUGAACUUUCACUUUGCGAGAACGACUAGCUAACUCGAAAGCUACGUAUUAACGAGAAAGUAGAAGAUGCAUUGUCUGUUGCAAAUGUUUGCAAAAUAGAGAAAGCAUUGUUAUUAAUAUAUUAUCGUUUGACGAUGUGAAAAAUUACAACAAAAAAAAAAAGAAAAAACAUAAAACAAAAAAAAACCUCA